GAUCUGAAUCCAGUUUGGCCCUGAGGCUGGUGAAUGGAAGUGACAGGUGUCAGGGCUGAGUGGAGGUCCUCUACUGAAGCUCCUGGGGCACCGUGUGUGAUGAUAGCUGGGACAUCAGUGAUGCCAAUGUGUGGUCUGCAGGCAGCUGGGCUGUGGUUGGGCCAUGUCGGCCCCAGGAAAUGCCCGGUUUGGUCAGGGCUAUGGACCCAUUUGUCCUGGAUGAUGUGCACUCCUCAGGGCAUGAGUCCUACCUGUGGAGCUGUCCCCACAGUGGCUGGCUCUUCCAUUAACUGUCAGCACAGUGAAGACGCUGGGGUCAUCUGCUCAGCUGCCCAGUCCCGGUCGACACCCAGGCCAGACACGUGGCCGACCACCAACUUACCUGCAUCGACAGAAGGAUCUGAAUCCAGUUUGGCCCUGAGGCUGGUGAAUGGAGGUGACAGGUGUCAGGGCCGAGUGGAAGUCCUCUACCGAGGCUCCUGGGGUACCGUGUGUGAUGACAGCUGGGACAUCAGUGAUGCCAAUGUGGUCUGCAGGCAGCUGGACUGUGGCUGGGCCACGUCAGCCCCAGGAAAUGCCCGGUUUGGUCAGGGCUAUGGACCCAUUGUCCUGGAUGACGUGCGCUGCUCAGGGCAUGAGUCCUACCUAUGGAGCUGCCCUCACAAUGGCUGGCUCUCCCACAACUGUCGCCAUAGUGAAGACGCUGGUGUCAUCUGCUCAGCUUCCCAGUCCCAGUCAACGCCCAGGCCAGAUGCUUGGCCAGCCACUGACUUACCUGCAUCUACAAUAGGAUCUGAAUCCGGUUUGGCCCUGAGGCUGGUGAAUGGAAGUGACAGGUGUCAAGGCCGAGUGGAGGUCCUCUACCGAGGCUCCUGGGGCACCGUGUGUGAUGACAGCUGGGACAUCAGUGAUGCCAAUGUGGUCUGCAGACAGCUGGAAUGCGGAUGGGCCAUGUCAGCCCCAGGAAAUGCCCGCUUUGGUCAGGGCUAUGGACCCAUUGUCCUGGAUGACGUGCGCUGCUCAGGGUAUGAGUCCUACCUGUGGAGCUGCUCCCACAAUGGCUGGCUCUCCCACAACUGUCAGCACAGUGAAGACGCUGGUGUCAUCUGCUCAGGUGAGCCUCCAAGACCUUGGGCUCCCUCUGUUGGGCUGGAAUUGACACCAAGAUCUGAUUCCGGUUUGGCCCUGAGGCUGGUGAAUGGAGGUGACAGGUGUCAAGGCCGAGUGGAAGUCCUGUACCGAGGCUCCUGGGGCACCGUGUGUGAUGACAGCUGGGACAUCAGUGAUGCCAAUGUGGUCUGCAGACAGCUGGACUGUGGCUGGGCCACGUCAGCUCCAGGAAAUGCCCGUUUUGGUCAGGGCUAUGGACCCAUUGUCCUGGAUGACGUGCGCUGCUCAGGGCAUGAGUCCUACCUAUGGAGCUGCCCUCACAAUGGCUGGCUCUCCCACAACUGUCGCCAUAGUGAAGACGCCGGUGUCAUCUGCUCAGCUUCCCAGUCCCAGUCAACGCCCAGGCCAGAUGCUUGGCCAGCCACUGACUUACCUGCAUCUACAAUAGGAUCUGAAUCCGGUUUGGCCCUGAGGCUGGUGAAUGGAAGUGACAGGUGUCAGGGCCGAGUGGAGGUCCUGUACCGAGGCUCCUGGGGCACCGUGUGUGAUGACAGCUGGGACAUCAGUGAUGCCAAUGUGGUCUGCAGACAGCUGGAAUGCGGAUGGGCCAUGUCAGCCCCAGGAAAUGCCCGCUUUGGUCAGGGCUAUGGACCCAUUGUCCUGGAUGACGUGCGCUGCUCAGGGUAUGAGUCCUACCUGUGGAGCUGCCCUCACAAUGGCUGGCUCUCCCACAACUGUCAGCACAGUGAGGACGCUGGUGUCAUCUGCUCAGCUUCCCAGUCCUGGUCAACGCCCAGGCCAGAUGCUUGGCCAGCCACUGACUUACCUGCAUCGACCAUAGAAUACAAUUCUGGUUUGGUCCUGAGGCUGGUGAAUGGAGGUGACUGGUGUUAGGGCCAGAUGGAGGUCCUGUACCAAGGCUCCUGGGGCACCGUGUGUGAUGACAGCUGGGAGACCAAUGGUGCCAAUGUGGUCUGCAGGCAGCUGCGCUUUGGCUGGGCCAUGGCAGCCCCAGAAAAUGCCAGGUUUGGUCAGGGCUCAGGACCCAUUGUCCUGGAAGAUAUGCCCUGCUCAGGGAAUAGUGAGUCCGACCUGUGGAACUGUCCCCACAGUGGCUGGCUCUCCCAUAACUAUCAGCACAGUGAAGACGCUGGGGUCAUCUGCUCAGCCGCCCAGAUAAAUUCUACUGUGGCAGAUUGGUGGCAUCCAAUAACUACAACCACUGCAAGACCCUCUUCAAAUUGUGGUGGCCUCUUAUUCAAUGCCAGUGGGACCUUCUCCAGUCCAUCCUACCCUGGAUACUAUCCCAACAAUGCUAAGUGUGUUUGGGAAAUAGAAGUGAAUUACGAUUACCGCAUAAACCUGGGCUUCAGUAAUCUGCAGUUGGAGGGGCACAAUAGCUGCAGUUUUGAUUAUGUUGAAAUCUUUGAUGGAUCACUGAACAGCAGCCACCUGCUGGGGAAAAUCUGUAAUGAUACCAGGCAAAUAUUCACAUCUUCUUACAACCGAAUGACCAUUCACUUUCGAAGUGACAUCAGUUUCCAAAAUACCGGCUUUUUGGCUUGGUAUAACUCCUUCCCAAGCGAUGCCAGCUUGAGGUUGGUCAAUUUAAACUCAUCCUAUGGUCUAUGUGCUGGGCGUGUGGAAGUUUACCAUCGUGGUACAUGGGGGACAGUUUGUGAUGACUCCUGGACCAUUCAUGAAGCUGAGGUGGUCUGCAGACAGCUAGGGUGUGGACAUGCACUCUCAGCCCUUGGAAACGCCUAUUUCGGCUCUGGCUCUGGCCCCAUCACCCUGGAUGACGUAGAAUGCUUGGGGACAGAAUCUACUCUCUGGCAGUGCCGGAACCGAGGCUGGUUCUCCCACAACUGUCGUCACCAAGAAGAUGCUGGUGUCAUCUGCUCAGGAUACCAGCUGUCCACAACUGCUCCUUUUCCCACCGUCAGUCAUCCAAACACAAAUUAUUCCUGUGGAGGCUUCCUGAACCAACCAUCAGGGCACUUCUCCAGCCCAUUCUAUCCUGGGAACUAUCCGAACAGUGCCAACUGUGUGUGGGACAUUGAGGUUCAAAGCAACUACCGUGUGACUGUGAUCUUCAGAGAUGUCCAGCUUGAAGGUGGCUGCAACUAUGAUUAUAUUGAAGUUUUCGACGGCCCUUACCACAGUUCCCCUCUCAUCGCUCGAGUUUGUGAUGGGGCCAGUGGCUCCUUCACUUCCUCCUCCAACUUCAUGUCCAUUCGCUUCAUCAGCGACCGCAGCGUCACGAAGAGAGGGUUCCGGGCUGAGUACUACUCCAGUCCCUCCAAUGACAGCACCAACCUGCUCUGUCUGCCAAAUCACAUGCAAGCCAGUGUGAGCAGGAGCUACCUCCAAUCCCUGGGCUUUUCUGCCAGUGACCUUGUCAUUUCCAACUGGAACGGUUACUACCAGUGUCGGCCCCAGAUAACGCCGAGCCAGGUGAUAUUCACAAUUCCCUACUCAGGCUGCGGCACCAUCAAGCAGGUAGACAAUGACACCAUCAACUAUUCCAACUUCCUCAAAGCAGCAGUCUCCCAUGGCAUCAUCAAGAGGAGGAAGGACCUCCUUAUUCACGUCAGCUGCAAGAUGCUUCAGAACACCUGGGUCAACACCAUGUACAUUGCUAAUGACACCAUCCGGGUCGAAGAAGUGCAGUAUGGCAAUUUCGACGUGAACAUUUCCUUUUAUUCUUCCUCCUCUUUCUUGUAUCCUGUGACCAGCCGCCCUUACUACGUGGACCUGAACCAGAACUUGUAUCUUCAGGCUGAAAUCCUCCAUUCUGAUGCCACGCUGGCCUUGUUUGUGGACACCUGCGUGGCAUCACCAUACUCCAAUGACUUCACGUCUUUGACUUAUGAUCUCAUCCGGAGCGGAUGCGUGAAGGAUGAAAGCUACCGGCCCUACUCACAGCCGUCUCCUGGCAUUGCCCGCUUCCAGUUCAGUGCCUUCCACUUCCUGAGCCGCUUCCCCUCCGUGUACCUGCAGUGUAAAAUGGUGGUGUGCAGGGCGUAUGACUACUCUUCCCGUUGCUACCGAGGCUGCGUGGUGAGGUCCAAGAGGGAUGUGGGCUCCUACCAGGAAAAGGUGGAUGUCGUCCUGGGUCCCAUCCAGCUGCAGACACCACGCCAAGAAGAGGAGCCUCGGUAG
Molecule: messenger RNA, 4275 nt
Organism: Saimiri boliviensis boliviensis (Bolivian squirrel monkey)
Lineage: Eukaryota; Metazoa; Chordata; Mammalia; Primates; Cebidae
Source: RefSeq, a predicted model, not a curated record